UUGGAAACCGAGACGGCGGCGGCGGCGGCGCGGAGGCGCGGCGGCGGGGCGGUGGGCUCAUUCCCGGCGCGGUGUGGCUCUAGCGCGGGCCGCUCUUCCGCACCCUGCUCCGGCCUCGACCGCGGCGAGCCUGAGCGCGGCGGCGGCCCACCUGCGGAGACAGGUAGAGAUGAGCAGCAGCAGCAGCAAGAGAGCUCCGACAACAGCAACCCAGAGACUGAAGCAGGACUACCUUCGGAUUAAGAAAGACCCAGUGCCUUACAUCUGUGCUGAACCCCUCCCUUCUAACAUCCUUGAAUGGCACUAUGUUGUCCGAGGCCCUGAGAUGACCCCUUAUGAAGGUGGCUAUUAUCAUGGAAAGCUGAUUUUCCCCAGAGAAUUUCCUUUUAAGCCUCCUAGUAUUUACAUGAUAACACCUAAUGGAAGGUUUAAGUGCAACACGAGGCUGUGUCUCUCCAUCACAGACUUCCACCCUGACACGUGGAACCCAGCCUGGUCUGUCUCUACUAUCCUGACUGGACUGCUGAGCUUCAUGGUGGAAAAGGGCCCCACCCUGGGCAGUAUAGAGACAUCGGACUUUACGAAAAGACAACUGGCAGCACAGAGUUUAGCAUUUAAUUUAAAAGAUAAAGUUUUUUGUGAAUUAUUUCCUGAAGUUGUGGAGGAAAUUAAACAAAAACAGAAAGCACAAGAUGAACUCAGUAGCAGGCCGCAGACUCUACCCCUGCCAGAUGUGGUUCCCGACGGGGAAACGCACCACGGCCAGAACGGGAUCCAGCUUCUCAAUGGGCAUGCGCCUGGUGCUGGCCCAAACCUGGCAGGGCUGCAGCAGGCCAACAGGCACCAUGGACUCCUGGGUGGCGCCCUGGCGAACUUGUUUGUAAUAGUUGGGUUUGCAGCCUUUGCCUACACGGUCAAGUACGUGCUGAGAAGCAUAGCGCAAGAGUGAGCCACAGCCCAGUUACCUCGGGGACAAAGGUACCAGAGUUUGACUUGGGCCAGCGGGACAUGCUGUCGAGCCAGGGCAGGCCCACCAAAUUCCUGGGUUUCACUUUUUAAAAACUUUAAAAGGAAAGCAAAAACCAAAACGUGUGAUUUGGAGGAAAUUCAAGAUUCUCAACUUUUCUCACCCAGUGAAGCAUCUACCGGGGGCUGGCAUCGUUGACAGCGGCACAUGCUUUGGUUUUAUGGCUUAUCUCCUGUAUUGUCUUUUGGACCUGUUUAGUAAACCUGUUUUUCAUUUUAUUAGACCUGGUCACUUAAAAAUACAAAGUCAAUGCCUGUCUCGCACCCUCUGUGCGUCCUUAGCGGAGCUCUUGCCUCCCUGUAAGCUGGAGGCUGGAGGUGGAGCCGGUACUGGGAACGCUGUCCAGGUGGUAGGGGUUGUGUUGGUUGGCCAGUGAUGGGUCCAGGAGAGGUGAUUGGGACUCACCAUAACAAUGUGCUUGUGGUCCUUCAGAAUGAAACAGAAUCCUUCCAGAAAGUGUUUGUGCAUUUCUCGGGCAUGGUACAAGCCUGCACUCCUUGGGUCUGGCCGCAAGGAGUCGCCCUUUACCUAGAGCUGCCAUGACAAGGCCAGAGGCAGGUGGCUGCUAGAGCUGGCUAUGUGUGCCUCAGCCUCACUCUAUAAUCAGCUUCCUUUCAGCUCUCUGAGUGCUGUGGAGCUGCAGGUCCUGGGUCCUGCAGAGCCUUUUCUCUGAAUUCUCACACCUAGCUGGCUGGACCCUGCCCUCCUGUGCUGGGCGAGGGUGGGAGACCCAGGCCCUGUGGGCUGGUGCUGUGUACGCUGAGGCUUCCCUCCACUGGCCCCAGUUCCUCUGUGAUGGCCCACACUUUCUGCCUGGUCACAGAAAGUUAGCUGCCCCAGAGGCAUCCGGACUGUGUUGGCCUCAGCCUUCUGUGUUGUCUUCAUCUCCUUUUUCAGCCUUUGGGUUUAGUGGUGCCACCUGCACACAUGUGCGUCACAGAAAACCAAUGUCUGUAAGGCACCAGGUGGGGGCAGUGCUGCUGUGUCUAGGGUGGACACAGGCCCCUGGUACCCCCUCGUUCUAGUGUUGAGCAGUGGAGCUGGGUGCAGCCUCUAUGCUCAUCUCUACUGUGUUUUCUAGUCGGUUUAUUUAAAGUUGCCCUGUCAUUUACCACUUGUACAUUUGACCUACUCUUGUGAGAGCCCUUUCAUUGCUCUUCCCUUCCUAAAUCCCAUACUGUAUGUGUUGUGUUAGAGCAGACACGAGUCCUCACUGGGUGGCUUAGAGCCGAGUGUCUGUGGUGAGGCCUCCUCUCCCAGCGGCUUCCUGACCCUGCACCUGUGCUGCCUGCCUGGCCUGGGGCUUUGGUCCCAGAGGUGCCUGUGUGUAGCUGAGGUGCACAUGCCUUCCUGUGCUGGAUGCCGGCUACUUGAGGGCACCUCUCUGGCCAUUGGUGCCAGUUUCCUGAGGCUCUUGGGGCAGAAUGCUAGCAUACUUAGCUUGGACCUAACACAUUAUUUUCUGUACGUGAGAUCUCAACUCUUAACAGCUCCUGGUCAGUGGUGACGGACCCUGUGGUGCCCACAGUGUGUUGCCUGCACUGACUCAAAUAAAAGGUGACCUUUGUCCUGUUGGA
Messenger RNA from Octodon degus (degu), 2604 nucleotides. It is a transcript of the gene Ube2j2, whose product is annotated as ubiquitin conjugating enzyme E2 J2. The record is from RefSeq and is a predicted model, not a curated record. The transcript has 7 exons. Bases 170 to 949 code for a protein of 259 amino acids. NCBI's taxonomy places the organism in Eukaryota, Metazoa, Chordata, Mammalia, Rodentia, Octodontidae.